CGUGCCAUCUACGUGCGCAAUAUUGGUAGAAAAAACGUGUAACGGAGUAUAGGCAAUUAUAAUCAAUCAAGAUCAUUGUCAUCGUGCACUUUCUCCCAACGCUGUCGUUUUGAUCCUUUUCCAUAUAAACCCAAUCCCUCCGCCGUUCUCCGGCCAAACUUUCCGGCCUCAUCUCCGAUCCUCCAACCACCUCUGCACGCUCGAUUUCACGCUCGAUUUCACGCUCACGCCAAUUCCUCGUUACCGAUCCUUAUUGUUUCAACGAAUUAGGUCUUGUUUAAUACCUGAUUUUCGAUCACAAGAGAACUUAGAAAUUUCCUCCGGAGACGAUGAGUGCCGUAUUUGAGGGAUAUGAACGCCAAUACUGCGAGCUCUCUGCUAAUCUAUCCAAAAUUUGCACUGCAGCUGGUGCUCUUAAUGGAGAGCAAAAGAAGCAAAAACUUUCGGAAGUAAAGGCUGGAAUUGAUGAAGCAGAAGCUUUGAUACGAAAAAUGGAUCUUGAGGCAAGAAGUUUGCAGCCAAACAUUAAGGGUGUGCUUCUUGCUAAGUUGCGGGAAUAUAAAUCAGAUCUGAACAAUAUUAAAAGCGAACUUAAGAAACUUGUAUCUGGUAACAUGAACCCCUCUGCACGGGAUAUUUUGUUGGAAUCAGGCAUGGCAGAUGCUUUGACGGUAUCAGCUGAUCAAAGAGACAGAUUAAUGUUUUCAACUGAGAGGCUGAACAAGUCUGGUGACAGAAUUAAGGACAGUAGAAGAACAAUGUUGGAAACAGAGGAGCUUGGAGUGUCGAUCCUUUCAGACUUGCAUUCUCAGCGACAAUCUUUACUGCACGCACAUGACACACUUCAUGGAGUGGAUGAUAACAUAGGCAAGAGCAAGAAAAUUUUGUCGAACAUGUCUAAGAGGAUGAACAAGAACAAGUGUAUUAUUAGCACCAUAGUUGUGGUCCUGGUUCUUAUUAUCGGCGCAAUUCUGUACUUUAAACUUUCAAAAUAGACAAUAGAAGAUAUUUCUCUUAUAUCGCCACGACGCAAAGCUUUAUAGAAUUUCGCAUGUUAAUGUUGUGCAAUGCUGCAAGCAAAUUUGAAAAUAUUUGCUUCACAAGUGUGUGUGUGUCUUGUGUUGGCUUUGUCAUGUAAGAUUUGUAAGUAUUUUGUGAUCAGUUAUUGUGUGAAUUUUAUAUGAUACUAUUAAAAUAUACUGUUAUGUUGUAAAAUCUAUCUAAUCUAUUGGAUUAAAUGUUGUCCAUGA
Messenger RNA from Lathyrus oleraceus (garden pea), 1250 nucleotides. Its product is annotated as vesicle transport v-SNARE 13. The coding region runs from base 330 to 995 and encodes 221 amino acids. The transcript has 6 exons. Gene Ontology annotation, molecular function: SNAP receptor activity; SNARE binding. Lineage: Eukaryota; Viridiplantae; Streptophyta; Magnoliopsida; Fabales; Fabaceae. Gene Ontology annotation, cellular component: Golgi apparatus; SNARE complex; ER to Golgi transport vesicle membrane. Gene Ontology annotation, biological process: vesicle fusion; vesicle-mediated transport; intracellular protein transport. The record is from RefSeq and is a predicted model, not a curated record.